AUUAAUAUAUUUCAUAAUGUUUAAUUUAAAUCAUGAAGGUGUUAAUGAUAACGGGAGUUUUAAUGAUUUUUAAAGGAGGUUUAUAACCCCCUCUAUUUCAAAGGAGUUUUAAUGAUUCUUCAAGAAUGUCCUAAUUUUUUACGUUUCUNUCUCAUUGUUCUGAAUCCCGAAACUCAUCUCCUUCUCAAAAUCACACUUGAACCCUAAAAUCCCUUUCAUUCCUUUCUCGCUUUCUUCCUCGCAGACUACACCCUUAUUUCUUUCUCGUUUUCUUCCUGAACCCUAAACUCAUCGUCUCUUCCUCGCACUGACUAGCCUUCAGAAUCGUAGUCGCGGAACCAUUGGUAGACGGAGCUACAGCGAUGGUUGCGUGGUCUUCCUUUUGUUACUGUUCUGUCAGUCUCAGUUGGUUGUGGACGUGACUCUGACUCCGGUUGAGGAUCUUGCGGUUUUGGUGCUUGUUGCUGGUUAUUUUGGAGAAUUUGUUGUCUCUGUUGCUGUAGAACUUUUUCAGGUUAAGAAGGAGAAGUUACCUUUCUGAAUUGUGACUCUUUAUUAGCUUGUUNUNUCAUUUGGAAAGCCAUGCCAAAGGUCAAGCGAUUCCGAAAUCUACAAAAAUCAUCACCUCAAANUGAAUCUUUAGGUACUUUACCAUCAACAAAUGCUGCAGUGACUACUCCAUUGAUUGAAGAACAAUCACCAUCAACAAAUCCUACAAUGUCUGAAUCAAUUGAAGUACAACCAACAAAUGAGACCUCAUCACAUGAUUCGUGGAACUCAGCACAAUCGAUGCCCACAGAAAACACAGAGCAACCUACAACAUCCAAAAAACAUGUUGGGCGUGAAUCUUCAUCAUAUUGGAAUGUCGAUGCAAUAGACCUGCAAGGAGUUAUGAAGAAAAUAAAGGUGAAGGUCAGAGAAGUAAGUAACUUACCUCAUGGACAACGCAUCAUUGUAGACUUUGAUGAGGUAGGCAUGGCUAUAGGCGAAGGGCAAGGAGUACUUGCGGGUUAUUGUGGGAUAUUGGCAACGGANGAUAAUUUAUUUCCAAUCAAUUUUGAAAGGUGGUCUGGAAAAACAGGCAUCCCUAACACCUACUUUUUAGAAUGCUUUAAGGAAAUAUUACAGCUUCGAUUUUGUUUUAAGACUACUGAAGCUAUUGCCCAAAGAUAUUGCAAAUUAACUUUGGGUAAGAAGUGGGUUGCACAUAGACAACGUUUAUGGAAUGAGUUCUAUGAUCCAACAAAAACAAAAGAUCAAAUCAUAUGUAAUGUGUCGACCGGUAUAGACAGAACUCAAUGGGCUCACUUUGUUACCUAUCGUCUAAAACCGGAGAAAAUGGUACAAGUUUCAUUAUUAUUUUCAUUGCUUUUGUGUAUAUUAUUAUUUUGAUUGUUAUGUCAACUUACAAUUGUU
This is a messenger RNA of Vigna radiata var. radiata (mung bean), 1416 nucleotides long. RefSeq lists its product as uncharacterized. Bases 583 to 1392 code for a protein of 269 amino acids. The transcript is spliced from 6 exons. NCBI's taxonomy places the organism in Eukaryota, Viridiplantae, Streptophyta, Magnoliopsida, Fabales, Fabaceae. The record is from RefSeq and is a predicted model, not a curated record.